Molecule: messenger RNA, 1708 nt
Organism: Rubroshorea leprosula
Lineage: Eukaryota; Viridiplantae; Streptophyta; Magnoliopsida; Malvales; Dipterocarpaceae
Source: the annotation of a GenBank genome assembly
GCUCCGCGCGGUUCGCGUUUUCUUGUGUUGAGAGCUUCUCAUUCUCUUAUAUUAUAGAAGCCCGCGUCCGCGCCGGGGACGGGUAAAGCCCAGCGGAAGCAGCAGGGAGCACUGAACAAUGGGGGGGAUGAGGGCUUUAGCCCAUGGGUUGAACCACACCACAGGCUGAAGUCCUUCCACGGCGGGAGAAGGGCAGCGUCCUCGUUGUCGGACCGGAACAAGAAAGGGAAGCUAGUCGUUGGAGGGAAGACAAGGCUCGUGGAGUGCGACUCCACAGAAGAGCCUUACUCUAUGGGGGCGCUAGCGCGCUACAACUAGCACUUUGAAGCCAGCUGAAAAACGGAUGCGCGCUACUAGCGCGCAACGGCUUUCAAGCUUUACUAAUAGGGCUUUAUAGAGAGAGGUAAGUAAGGGGCUCGCUUUGCUUUUGUUGCGGAGCUCGCUGCCUUCCCACCCCUGCUUAGCGUUCCACUUGUGAUUCUGGAUGCAGUGGAGGAUUUUUAUAAAUGCGCCCGAAUGUUCCCUCUCCCCCCAUAAGACUCUAUUUCUCUUUCCUCCUCGAGAAAGAGAAAAAAGAGAAUCAAUCCUUUCUUCUCUUCUUUCAUGUGAGAACGGCCCUAUCUUGUAUCGAAAGGUUUUUCGUGCUAUACACCACGUUGAGAAAGACCAACCCCCUAUGUACCGUACCUUUUUUUUUACCUCGAAAGGGAGGUCCUCCUUAUGAUGCUACGGCCGGCUGUCCGAAGUGCAUGCAAGGGGUAAACUCGGAUAGGAUAGGAUUGUGCGUGCCGGGCCCUUCGGGUGUCAUAUUUUGGCCGAGUUUACCGUACCUCCGGCCCUUAUGUUACGCGACCGUAAUAUUUUGUUACGUUCCACCGCCGUUACGCCAGAAAGAAAAGGUUCCACACGAGCUCUCGUUCUGCGGCGUGGUGGCAGGACCGAUAGGGGAUUGGCUCCGGGUGUAGAUAGGGUAAAAUCUGCAGGGGUCAUGCAAAUACAUAGGCCCCUUCCCUUCUCUUUUGGAUGAAUGGGGUGGUUUAGAAGGCGCUUUCCGAUCUACGGUCCCUCGGAGCGAAGGGGGUUAGGCAGGUAGUAUGGGCCCUCUGACUUCCAGCUAUGUGUUUGCUGUGCGGCUCCCGCGAAGCGAAUGAAGGGAAGCUCUUCGAGCUUUUUCCGUCAGCGGCUUAUGUAGCGGUCGGCCUUAUAAAGCUCGCUAAGCUUCGCUUCCCUUAUUAAAAAAAAGUGGAAAGUCUUCACUUAGUAGUCGGCAUUCUAUAAGCGACUUAUCGAGUCUACGAAGCUUUGCUUCUUGUAGUCGGCCCGUAGUAAUGCCUUCCUUCUUUUGCUUGCCUCCUUCCAGCUCAGAAUGCUUGACCUCCUGCGCCAAGCCGAUCUUUUAGGCUUGGCUUCGUCCCGGAAGCGAAGCUUCUACGACGAGUCGCUUCUCCCCUUCUAUACUUUCUCUGGCGGAGAAAGCUCUUCGAGCUUACGGGUGAGCUUACGCUGACUCUCUCCGCCUCUUUGAUUGGUAGGCGGGCGGGCCCUCCUACUUAAGAUUCCAUUCAUAAGGGUAAUUUUUUGUUGUCGUGACGCUUUGGUUAGGCCGACUACUAUACUAUAGGCUACUUCUAGCUUCUAUAGCGGCCCUUCCACUUUGGUGUAGUUUUAGUUUGUAUUGGUACUGAAUGAAUAUAUCAAACCAAACAAA